AUGGACAAAUCAUUGGGAGUUACCGCAUCAACAAAACCAUCGGAACAAAAGACAUUUACCAAUUUACCUAAAGGACUCACACUUGAUGAUAUGUCCUUCUGGUUGAAAUAUAGAGAGGAGAUUAAUUAUGCUCAACCAACACCCUUCUCUGUUCCUCAACAAAAGAAGCCAUCAAUCAAGGCUAAAGCAACUAAGAAGAAGGAUCAACCUCUCAUUGAAGAAAUUGAUGAAAAGAGUAAGAGUGCAUCUGCAACAAAGGUGUUUUGUGUCAAGAGAAAGAGAAAUGAAGAACCUUUGGAAACAUUUUACAUUCCAUCUAUUCAACAAUCGAAAAAGACUAAAAUGUCUGAUUUGGAGAAGCAAUUUGCUUCUACUUCAUUGAAUAAGAAGAAGGAUUCUUCAUCCUUUUCUCUGGAGCCAUCAUUCUCACUCUAUAAAUUUACCAUUGUGAAGAGUGAAAAGAAAGUGGUGGAAGAAAAGACAAAGCUUUCGGAACAAUCUUCACUCAAACAAGUCACAAAUAUUAAAGCUAAAACUACUGAGAGAACUAAAGCUCAUGAAAGUGACAUGAAGAAGAAGAGAAUGUUGAGAAUUAGUGAGAUGAGAAAUGAAGGAAAUAAGCAAAUUGUGGAAUUGCAAGUUUUAUCUGGAGAACAAACAGAGAAAAAGGAAGAAAAGGUUGACUUGUCAAAUUAUGCUUCCAUGUUGGAUGAAAUUUAUGGAAAGGGAGCCACUGAAUCAAUGCAAAAUAUUUGUGAUAAUGAAUUUGAAGUUGAUUACUAUACUGUUGAAACAUGUACAAAGAUGGAUGAUAUUGACUCUGAAAAUUAUGAAGAUCAACAAAAUGUAUUGAGAUUUGAAAGAUUUGAUGAUCAAUUAUGGCUUGAAAGUAAUUUGGAGGAUGAGUAUGGUUUUGCUCAAGAUGAUGAAUAUGAUUCUGAAGAUUCCAAUGCAUCUGGCAAUCCAAACAAUGAGUAUCCAGAUGAUGAAGACAGUGAAGAAGGAGAGGAUGAACACCACAGACAAAAUAACUACAAUUACAAUGAUAUUUAUGGCUACCCAGAUGAUGAAGAAGAAGAAUGGGAUGAUGAAGAAGAGGAAGAAGACGAUGAUGGAAUGGAUGAUUUUGGUUACUAA
Molecule: messenger RNA, 1137 nt
Organism: Naegleria gruberi
Lineage: Eukaryota; Heterolobosea; Eutetramitea; Acrasida; Naegleriidae
Exons: 1
Coding region: 1-1137 (378 amino acids)
Source: RefSeq, a predicted model, not a curated record